This is a messenger RNA of Carassius auratus (goldfish), 1282 nucleotides long. RefSeq lists its product as uncharacterized. Gene Ontology annotation, biological process: regulation of transcription by RNA polymerase II. The transcript is spliced from 8 exons. Lineage: Eukaryota; Metazoa; Chordata; Actinopteri; Cypriniformes; Cyprinidae. The record is from RefSeq and is a predicted model, not a curated record. Gene Ontology annotation, cellular component: nucleus. The coding region runs from base 238 to 1122 and encodes 294 amino acids. Gene Ontology annotation, molecular function: DNA binding; DNA-binding transcription factor activity, RNA polymerase II-specific.
UCAUAGUAUAAGAAGAAUGACUUCAUAUACCUGAUUUCCACAUGACUAGAUCACCGUUUCGCAAUAUGCUGAUCAGGUGAAAGCAGAUCUAGUGAAAGGUGUGGUUAGUUGAAGUGUAAAAGGAAAGGAGUCAGACAGUGUGCGUACAUACAUAGCUGACUGUGUGUUAGACGGUGUGUGUACAUACAGUAACUGACUGUUAGAGAGAAAGUGAACCAGAAAAACAGGCAGAAAGUCAUGGACACCGCAAGCAGAAGAAGCAACAUUAAAAUCGACAACCAAAAAGACUUUGGAUUUUUCACAGAUGAAAAGUUGUUUGAUUUUUUCUGUCAAAACAAGGUAAAGAUGUCAACAAUAGAAAAGCCGUUGAUGCUCCUCCGACAUCUCAAGGACAAUAGACUCAUUACAGAUGAGCUUUAUCAAAAGCUUGAGAACACUGGUGGAGAUAAUGAUAUGUACAGUGCAUUGGAGUACAUUGAAAAACGUGGAAAGAAGAAUGUUAGAAAGUUCUGGGAACGUGUGGCCCAGGAGCACAUAUUACAGCGUUACUCUCAACUCUCUGAAAUCACUGCAGCUCUGAUGGACUCUCUUGAGGGUCAGCCAAAGAAAAUAAUAAGAGAAAGAGUCGAGGAUCGAAGCACAGGAAAAGAAAGAGAGGUUAAAAAGAGAAAGACAGAGAGCAACUCUGUGAGUGACCAAGCUGGACCAUCAUCAUCAAGCAUCAGCAGCCAGAGGACGACAGAUGAACAUGUGAAGAGAGAUUCUCCAGAUCUUCCGAGCUCUCCAGACUCCAGCACAGAAUUGCCGUUUUCCCAUCCGUCCGUGCACUGUAAAGCAGAGGAAAUCUGGAACAUGGAUAAACACAAGAGAUUUCUUCCUGUCACAUGUGGGGAUAAACAGGCCUUAUUGGACAGAGAUGCAUUGUAUGAGAGAAAGAGGGACUGCAUUAAAUGUGACACAGGAAUGAUCUCACCUUUUCUAUUUGAGGAAAUGGGUGGAAAAGAAACACACAAGUCCUGGAAAACAAGUAUAUUAUGCCAAGGCAUAACCCUCAAGACUCUGAUUGAGAUGAAUAUUUUGAAGUUACCCAAACAUAAAGGAAAGUUUACACUUCGUAAAUGAUGUGCCGUGCAUCACAUUAUUUAGCAUUUUCAGUCAGUGAAUAUACUUACUACAAAUUUUGAAAAAUAUCCAACCUAUUUUAGUGCAAUUUUAGCCAUUUGUAACUUGAUUUUACAAGGCUUUCACUUUCAGUUAUUCUACUGGUAAAAAAUAAAUAAAU